Eimeria acervulina is the source of this 354-nucleotide messenger RNA. RefSeq names its product DnaJ domain-containing protein, putative. Gene Ontology annotation, molecular function: Hsp70 protein binding. The transcript is spliced from 5 exons. The annotation marks the transcript as partial. The record is from RefSeq and is a predicted model, not a curated record. NCBI's taxonomy places the organism in Eukaryota, Apicomplexa, Conoidasida, Eucoccidiorida, Eimeriidae. Gene Ontology annotation, cellular component: endoplasmic reticulum membrane. Gene Ontology annotation, biological process: cellular response to misfolded protein.
AUGCUGCACCCGGAUAAAAAUAAGGCCCCAAAAGCAGAAGAUGCAUUCAAGAAGGUUAAUAAAGUCUCUGCUACUCUACUGGACCCGCAGCAAAGACGUGCAUACGACUUAGGCGGAGUUGAGGCUGUAGAGGCGCCGCAGCAAACAACGCGAAGAAAUAAUGCAGCAGAGUUUAUGACUGCAGAAAGUGUGAGAGACUUCAGUCGCUCAACGCCGGGGCGGGGGCACCGAGGCCCGCAGCAGCACUAUCAAGAGAAUAAUCUACACGCCUUUGUUCAAUUCCUACCGAUGCUUUUGCUUUUUCUUUUGAUGUUUUUGUUUAACUUCGCGCCGCACGAAACAAAUAACUCUGCG